AUGCCAGUACAAAAGAAUGUGAGACUGCCACGAUGGGCAACCCUGAUGCGACCAGAGGAGGGUCCCAAGAUAUCGGUAUCCACGGCGGUAGAAAAUGCGCGAGAUGACGAGCAUCUGGAAGAGCUAGAACUGGAGACACGGCAAGAAGAAGCAUUGUACAUGCGAAAGCGUUGUUUCCACAUCCUAUCUCAAGAAAUGGAUCAAUGCCUGGCACAGGUUUAUCGAGAUACAACGAAACCGUGUCUGGACGCCCUGCAGGAUUUUCUGGACGCAUCAGCUCCUCCGCGCGAAUUGAGACACUCCAAGAGUGACAGUGACAAUGACAAUGACAAUAAAACAGAGUCCAAUAAUGGCGGGGCGCUAGCAAGCCGAAAGCGGCAGAGACUUGACUUCUCGUCGGAAUCAGAAGCUUCCCCUGGUUCAAACACUCUCCUGAAAGGCUUGGACUCUGCUUUGUUUGAUCAGCAGCAAGAGCCAUGGGCGCCACAGGACCCUUUGCUGCUACCAAUUUUCCUUAUCCAAUGCCCUUUCUUUUAUGGGCAGGACCGAAACACUCAGGUGGACCAAUUGGUUCAGAGCCUGAGAGAUGCUCGCAAACGCAGUGCAGUCAUCAAAGUGGAAAGAAAGACUUCCGCAGGUGGCAAACAGCGACAAGGAAUUUGGAUGAAGGAGCUGGUACAGCAAUGCCACAAUCUAUUACCAGUUCUGAUGAUGGAACCUCUACGCAAAAGAAUUGAAAAGCGUCGAAAAAAGAAAGCAUGUACUUUCUCCGAACAAUUUUUGCUGUGGGCGCAAAAUGCUCCUUGCUAUGAUGAACUUGUCGUCUUUUUGAAUAUUGAUGAUAGCUUUUACAGCGCCGAGUUGCAAGACUUACUGCAUGUUCUUGCCAGCCUUAGGGCUGAGCAUGGGAUCCCCAUUAAUGUCGUCAUGAUGGCUCCACACGAUGGGAGGAGAAGCAUGGAGGUAAAUUCAAAUAUAGUGGGAUACGCUGGUUUCAAUGUCCGAUCCGAGACUCUUCCGUCUCCGGAUGACAUUUGUGAGCAAUUUCGAACAGCAUUGUGGAUCCAUCGAAAGUUUCCAGUGAUGUUUCCACAAGAAGUAUUUGAAAAAGUGGAAGAGUCGUACACACAACAGAACCAGUCGGUGCACUGCGUAGUAGCCAAGUACAGGAUUGCAUUGGCUCACUAUUUUGCUGAUGAUCGGUCUCUUCUGUCUGUAAUCAACCAUGAAGCCAUACAGUCAAAACUCUGGAAAAGAAUCGCAUGGUUUCUAGUGGAUGAAAAGGCGCGAUGCGUCCUCUUGAACGAAAAUGUUGCACCCUCCUCGACAGUGAUGUUCAACAAUAUACAAGGAAGGAAAAUACGGGAAGAGCAAGCGCGCAUUGUGCUUGAGCUGAUGGGAUCCCUGAGACAACGGCAAAAAGGAAACCAAAGGCAGUACUUUCGCAAGGGGCUAUUCAAUCCACUUUUCCAAGGUUCCCUCAAAGGGUUGUCUCGCCGAGAUAUGUUGGAAGAGCUCGCGAUGUUGAGGAAGAAGUUCACAACUCCCGCUGCACUUGGUGAUGUAUUGUCAGGCGCUGAUGAAGUGAAACUACAGCCUCGAGUUCUCCUGACCAAGUAUGCGACCUCUGAGAAGCUUUCAGCUUGUUUGGAGCAUUCUUGUGACCAAGACCGGCAACUACUUGACAAAGGACGGAUGGUACUUGACGAACUGAUUGUAUUGGUUGGAAAGUCUCGUGAUGGAGACGACCUGUCCGAAUUGGACCAAUUAUUGGCCCAUUGGGGGUCUCUGAGCGAAGCAGCUAACUCACUUUCUUCCAAGGAGAAUGAGCGGUCCACAGGGACUUGUCACUUUGCCUUCCCGGCAAUUUCAUCGGACUGUAUCGUUUCGUCGGAGCCCCGAAGGGAAACUGUGGAUGCGAUAGUGCAGGUCCUUUUUCAUCCUUCUGAGAAGCCUUCUCCGUCAGCAGCCUACAUAGCGUCGACGAUGUACGGGCUGAUACAUGACCGAGUUGCUGUGACGCAAGAGGAUUGGUACGAAGAGUUUUGGCAGUCGAUGGGGGACUUUGACUGCGACCGUGAAGGCUCCUUUGGUCUCUUCUCCAUCGGGUUGCGCUUUCUGAAACAAACAGGUUUGAUCACGGAAAAGCUACGAGUUGGAAGCCGGAGCGAUAUUCUCUAUGAAAGAUGCAAGUUGGUUUGGUGUGGUGGUGGACAGUGA
Messenger RNA from Seminavis robusta, 2220 nucleotides. The record is from the annotation of a GenBank genome assembly. NCBI's taxonomy places the organism in Eukaryota, Bacillariophyta, Bacillariophyceae, Naviculales, Naviculaceae.